CAAGCAUGUCUUUAUGGUAAUUUGUUUUUGUCUUUUUUUGUUUUUUUCCUUUUCUUUCAUGAAUGUUGGAUAUAGAACCAGAGCCCAGGUGUACCUCACACAAAUAAUUCCCUUCUUCAUCAAUCAAAAGAGACACAAAGAAAAGAGGAGGGGGAAAAACGCUACGCCCGAAAAAAUGCCCCAAAUGUCUGCUUGCCUGCCUUAUACUCGUACACUCGAUUUUAGAGUUAGGCCGCGGAGAGCAAACCGCCAACAGCCAGGGUAUCUGGUCCUGUGCCUCGUUGUCAAAGAAAAAGUGAAGAAAAUAGUCCGAUCGGAACAAGGGAGUUCUCUCAUCCGGUGGUAUUCCUGCACCGAGAAGGUAGGUAUGGUAUGUGAAAACAAAAGAAAACCAAUCGUAUCACAUUGACUUUAUUACAGAACUCCAACCACUCCGGAUUUCCC
Molecule: messenger RNA, 444 nt
Organism: Amorphotheca resinae ATCC 22711
Lineage: Eukaryota; Fungi; Ascomycota; Leotiomycetes; Helotiales; Amorphothecaceae
Exons: 1
Coding region: 14-409 (131 amino acids)
Source: RefSeq, a predicted model, not a curated record